Messenger RNA from Athalia rosae (coleseed sawfly), 1222 nucleotides. It is a transcript of the gene sta, whose product is annotated as 40S ribosomal protein SA. NCBI's taxonomy places the organism in Eukaryota, Metazoa, Arthropoda, Insecta, Hymenoptera, Athaliidae. Gene Ontology annotation, molecular function: structural constituent of ribosome. The record is from RefSeq and is a predicted model, not a curated record. Bases 186 to 1130 code for a protein of 314 amino acids. Gene Ontology annotation, biological process: cytoplasmic translation; ribosomal small subunit assembly. Gene Ontology annotation, cellular component: 90S preribosome; ribosome; cytosolic small ribosomal subunit. The transcript is spliced from 6 exons.
UUUAAUUCAGAAAUCAAUUUCACAAGCCAGAUCAAGUCUGCACCACCAGAAAUAACUUUCAACUGAAAUAACUCACCAUUUUGACCUACGUUGCCGAUCUGGAAAAGGUGGCCAUUCUUUCCUGUACUGGAAGUCUCCCAGUGGCAUUGUCCAACGUUGAUUCGUAAUUCAACCACAACGUUAAGAUGUCGGGAGGAUUCGAUGUGCUAGCUCUGAAGGAGGAUGACGUGACCAAGAUGUUGGCCGCUUGCACCCACCUGGGUAGUGAGAAUGUCAAUUAUCAGAUGGAACAGUAUGUCUACAAAAGGCGAGCUGAUGGAGUGAACAUCAUAAACCUCUGCCGUACUUGGGAGAAGCUCCUGCUUGCUGCUCGUGCUAUUGUCGCAAUUGAACAUGCCAGCGAAGUCUUUGUGAUCAGUUCUCGUCCUUACGGACAAAGAGCCGUCCUCAAGUUUGCCGCGCAUACUGGAGCUACACCAAUCGCCGGACGCUUCACUCCCGGUGCUUUCACCAAUCAGAUUCAGGCUGCUUUCCGUGAGCCUCGUCUCUUGAUUGUGACGGAUCCAGUGACUGAUCACCAGCCAAUCACAGAAGCGAGCUAUGUAAACAUCCCUGUUAUUGCUUUCUGUAACACUGACUCACCUUUGAGAUUUGUCGACAUUGCUAUUCCCUGCAAUACUAAAAGCACCCACAGCAUCGGACUCAUGUGGUGGCUCCUAGCCCGCGAAGUACUCCGUCUUCGAGGCUCUAUCCCAAGAGAAGUUAAGUGGGAAGUCGUCGUUGAUCUCUUCUUCUACAGAGAUCCUGAAGAGGCUGAGAAGGAAGAGCAGGCAGCUAAGGAGAUUGCUGCCCCGGCAAAGAUUGACUUCAUCAGCAGCAAUGAUGUUGCACCCGCAGCCGAGGCUGGGUGGGCUAAUGAAGUUGUCAGCGUUCCUGCUACUGAGAACUGGGCUGAUGAUACCGGGGCUACUCCUGCAGUCGCACCAGCUGCUGGCGCACCCGCCGCAUUCGCUGGCAAUGAGGACUGGGCUGCACAGCCCCAAGAUGACUGGUCUGCAACAACACCUGCUGCUGCUGCAGCUCCUGCUCCAAAGCAGAGCUGGGGUGGAGCGUCAACCGAUCAAUGGUAACACCGUACUCACGAAGCUACCACAUUGUCAUCAAGUUGAUAAGACUUUGUAAAACAACACAAAAAUGAUGAAUAAACCAAACCUUUAUUCAA